Molecule: messenger RNA, 2221 nt
Organism: Triplophysa rosa
Lineage: Eukaryota; Metazoa; Chordata; Actinopteri; Cypriniformes; Nemacheilidae
Gene: trim69
Product: tripartite motif containing 69
Exons: 6
Coding region: 109-1629 (506 amino acids)
Molecular function (GO): zinc ion binding; protein binding
Source: RefSeq, a predicted model, not a curated record
UUCAUUCCCAGAGUCAACAGGAAAGAGCCAAAGAGAGAAAACGGAGGAACGAGACGACGAGACGAACAGCACUCAAGAUCAAAGAACAGAGUAACAGCAAAAGAAGACAUGUCCAACAGUCUUCCCACACCGGACAAGAUGGACAAGCAAAUCCGCCCUCAGGUGUCCAAGAGCUCCGCGCAGCGUCUAAGCAGGGACCUCACCUGUUCCAUCUGUCUGGAUCUCUUCAAACGCCCCGUUUCCUUGCCCUGUGACCAUACCUUCUGCGAGGCCUGCAUUACCAGUUACUGGAGCGGCCCUCGGAGCAAAGCGCAGUGCGGAUCUGGUUCCUGUCCACAAUGCCGGAAAGUCUUUCCCGGCCAGAGCUACCGUCCCAAUCGUAUUGUGGCCAAUAUCGUGGAGAGCUACUGCCAGGGGAUAGAGGAGAGCGGAGGUCGGCUGGCCGGUGGAGCGGGCGAGACGGUGCCCCCUAACCCACUCUGCGGCCGACACAGAGAAGAGCUGAAACUGUACUGCGAGGAAGACCAAGAGCUGGUGUGUCUGGUGUGCGGGAUCUCGCAGGACCACAGAUCUCACACGCUGGUGUGCGUGGAAGAGGCGCAGCAGAGAUAUCGGGCUUCUCUCAGUGCUUCUGCGAGUGCCCUUCACGUGGAACUCAACUCCGCUCUGGAGUGCGAAAGAGAGACGGAGGAAGAGGUGAAGAAACUAAAGGACCACACGGCAGAUCUGAAGCUGAGAAUCGAGGUGCAGUUUAGCGAGCUCCAUCAGGUCCUGUACCAGGAGGAGAAGCUCCUGCAGGUGAAGCUGAAGACGGAGGAGCGCAGAGAGCUGAUAAGACUGGAUGAGCACAAGGCCCUGCUCAGCGUGGAGAUCUCUCGCCUGCGCAGAGCUAUAAAUGACAUCGAGGACAAACUCAGUGAACAGGACCCGUACACGCUGCUCAGGAGUAUAAAGGGCCUGCUGCAAAGACAGCCACCGAAGUUCGAGAAGCCGACACUGACACCGCCCAGCCUGUGCGAGGGCCGCUUCGCAGGGCCACUGCAAUACAGAGUUUGGAAGUCUCUGAAGGGAAGCCUCUAUCCAGUUCCCUCAGUCAUAACGUUCAACUCCAAAACGGCCAAUCCCUGGCUGAGCCUUACGUCAUCGCUCACGUGCGUGCGCUAUCAGACCUUCAACAACGCCGUGCAGGACAACCCACAGCGAUUCAACGCCGCUCUGUCUCUGCUGGGCAGUCAGGGCUUCACGAAAGGUCGACAUUACUGGGAGGUGGAAGUGUACAGCAGCACCGUGUGGACGGUGGGAGUCGCUCGUGAAUCCGUCUCGAGAAAAGGCGUCAUCAACACGAUGCCCGCCAACGGCUUCUGGACGCUUUCGCUGUCGUACGGAGUUCAGUACAUGGCGGGAACAUCUCCUCCGACUUUACUGUCCCUGGAGGAGCCGCUGGCGAGGAUCGGUGUCUAUCUGGAUUACAAGAGAGGACUGGUGUCCUUCUAUAAUGCUGAGAGCAUGACGCAUCUCUACACCUUUAAAGACCCCUUCACCGAGACCCUCUACCCUUACUUUAACCUGGGCUUCCUGGACAAAGUGCACGAAAACGAGCCGCUUAAAGUGUUCCUACCUAAAGUCUGACUCGACGUUUUCAUAUUCGUCGUGUAUAAUAAUCGUAUAUUCUGGGCUGGACCUAGUUAGACGCGAUAUGUGGAGUUGAGCAGUUUUAGAAACUCGUUUUGAACAGCAUUGUCAUGUACUGCUGAUGAUGUGUUGUAUGGUAGCUUUAUGACAAUGUUUUUACUCAAAGCUCCUGUAAAUACUUUUAAUAAGUCUAAAAUGUCCAUAUUCCCUACUGCCUGAGAGAUAUAACUAGGCGAAAUCGUAGCUGAUUAAAUUCGCAGGGGCGUGGCCUAUUUAGUCACGUAAAGAAGGAGAAUCUUAUCGACCUGCACGCGUUAGCCAAUCAGAAAACAGGAAGCGGUGCCCUGCUAAUGGCACGCGAUUAAGGCGGAAUUUAACACAAAAAAAACCCCCUGUUUGACAAUUAAGGAAUGUUUUCUGCGAUUUUUUUAAUUUCUUACAGCAGCUUUAAAAAAGGUUUAUACACGGGGGAAAAAGCUGAAUUACAGGACAGAAAAGUCUUAAGGCAUUUUUUUACGACGGACGAACAUACCGGAGGCGGUGUGUAAAUGUGGUUGACACAACGAGGUUUUUAUUUUUUAACGUGCGA